Molecule: messenger RNA, 483 nt
Organism: Salvia miltiorrhiza (redroot sage)
Lineage: Eukaryota; Viridiplantae; Streptophyta; Magnoliopsida; Lamiales; Lamiaceae
Exons: 1
Coding region: 1-483 (160 amino acids)
Source: RefSeq, a predicted model, not a curated record
AUGGUUCAGACGUUAGAAGCCAUAAGAGGUGGAGGUGGAUCUGUCAAAGUAGGUACAACUGGGAAAAUCAGUGCUCUGAUGUCUAGAGAAAUAGAAUCAGCAAAGGCAGCAUCUAAGGCACCUUCCCUGUGUACUUCUGUCGCUGUUUCAGCCAGUGACGUUGCUCCUAGAAAACUGAAUUCUCGAACAUCAAUUAACGAAGCAAGCUGCAGUGCUGCAGUCAAUACCAAAAGUGGUAAAUGCCCUGAACCUGCAAGGAAGACAAAGCAUCGCACUGGAAGAAGUCAUCAUAUUCCAAUGCUCGCAGCUGAUAAUAUGUCGUUAGAUGGAACUCCUAUAAGACAAAAACCUAGUAGAAGGGGUCCUGGUCUAGUUGAAAUUGUUGACAUAAAAUGUGGAAAUCCAGAAAAAGCAUGGACAAACCCGAUAACAAAUCGUCUAAAGAAGCUUGGGUUCUCUAAACUAUCUGAAAGCUUCAGCUAA